GGCGGCUGGGUAAAGACACGCUAUGGCGCUUCCGUGGCCUCUGCUGCUGGAGCUGCUGCUGUAUGGUAGCUGUUUUAUCUGCGGGAUCGUCACAGCCGCCUCUGUUACAAUCUCACAGGGAAGUUUUGAUGGGAAGUGCAUGCUGUAUGGUUCAGUACGUCUGAACUCCUCAUCCAUUGCUGUGCUUUCAUCCAGUUCUCCCUCCCUUUGUUACUUUGUGUCAGCCAUCUCUGUGUGUGUGGCCAUCUUCUGCUUUUCACUCACUCUCUACUGGAUCUACAUCGCCUGUUUUGACGGAGAGGUGAAAAGAGAGAAAUUAUGGAUGAAUAUUACUCUUGGCUUGUCUGGAGUCUUCCUCUUCUUCCUCUUGGUGACGGGAUGCAUCCUGAAAAUCGGCCGAGACAGACUGUGUGACUCAGUGCUUCAUACAGUGAAAAAUAUAACCAGGUGUGAAGAAGGGCAAAAUAAGCCUUGGAUGAGCCCUAUAAAUGGGAGCCAGUUCUACUCCAGACUUCACAGUGCAGAGACAGCAGUAUGGGUGAAUUUCUUCUUUUGGUUGAUCAUAGCAGUUCUGGUCCUGCUCCAGCGUAACAAAGGGUCAGAAAUCCGGACAGUAGGAGAGGACCCAUCAGCGACCCCUUCUGAAACUGAGCCCUUCUUCAACCACCCAGGACAGUCUUAGUGAACAGAGACACAGCUAAUCUAUGUCGCUCCACACUAAAGCAGUCUAUGUGCCGCCUGAACGCACUCACUCACACAUACAUGCAUACACUCACAUUGACAAUCGCACUGCUGGCUAGCAGUUGGCUAGCUGAGCCGAGAGGAUUUUGGCAGCGCCAGUAUACGGUCUUGAUUUUGUUCACUAGCAUUGCCAAGGGUUAGUUGCCAUGGUUACUGAUCUGUGGCUGGCAGCACAGACCUGGCAGGUGAUGGUG
This is a messenger RNA of Sinocyclocheilus anshuiensis, 935 nucleotides long. Its product is annotated as transmembrane protein 179B-like. Bases 23 to 682 code for a protein of 219 amino acids. The transcript is spliced from 5 exons. The record is from RefSeq and is a predicted model, not a curated record. Lineage: Eukaryota; Metazoa; Chordata; Actinopteri; Cypriniformes; Cyprinidae.